Molecule: messenger RNA, 10723 nt
Organism: Carassius gibelio (silver crucian carp)
Lineage: Eukaryota; Metazoa; Chordata; Actinopteri; Cypriniformes; Cyprinidae
Exons: 51
Coding region: 48-10604 (3518 amino acids)
Cellular component (GO): membrane
Source: RefSeq, a predicted model, not a curated record
UCUGCAUUAUCAGAGCGAAGAAGCUUGUUCUGGGUGUUGAAUUAAUCAUGUUGCGGAUGAUGGGAAGAUACCUGAUGUUCAUUUUACUGUCUGCAGUUACAAUACUCAUCACAGCUGACCGUGUGAAUGUGAGGUUGGUUGGUGGUCACAGUCGUUGUGCUGGUCGAGUAGAGGUUCAUCACAGAGGUCAGUGGGGAACAGUGUGUGAUGUUGCCUGGGAUUUGGCUGAUGCUGCAGUGGUGUGUAGAGAGCUGGACUGUGGAGAACCUGUAGAUGCCUUGGGUAAUGCACACUUUGGACAAGGAUCAGGACCAGUCUGGACGGAUUUUUUCAGAUGUGUUGGUUCAGAAUCCACACUUAAGGACUGUUUAACAGGAGGAUGGGAAGAAGGUGACUGUGAUCAUUCUAAAGAUGCUGGAGUCAUCUGCUCAGGCGUCAGACUGGUUGGAGGUUCUCGCUGCUCUGGGAGGUUAGAGAUACUUCAUGAUCAGACGUGGAUGUCAGUGUGUGAUGCUGUCUUUGACCAGCAAGAUGCAGAGGUUGUGUGUAGAGAGCUGGACUGUGGGGCUCCUGUACAGGUGCUGGGAGCAGCUGCUUUUGACAAAGGAGACACUCAGAUGUGGACACAAGAGAUUCAGUGCAGAGGGAAUGAAUCUCAGAUUCACCUCUGUCCAACAUCACCAUCACAUGAAAACAAUUGUUCUCAUGACAGUGAUGUUGGACUGUUGUGUACAGAAAUAAUAAAUGUGCGGUUGGUUAAUGGAAACAGUCCCUGCAGUGGGACAGUGGAGGUUCAUCACAGAGGUCAGUGGGGAACAGUGUGUGGUGAUGGUUGGGAUUUGGCUGCUGCUGCAGUGGUGUGUAGAGAGCUGGACUGUGGAGAACCUGUAGAUACUCUGAAUGAUGCUCAGGUUGGGCUCGGAUCAGGACCAGUCUGGAUGAAUAAUGUAAUGUGUACUGGAUCUGAGUCCACACUGAAGAAGUGUGGAUCUAUCAUAUGGGGUUUUCAAGGUUUGUGUCAGAGCAAAAGUGCAGGAGUCAUCUGCUCAGGUGUCAGGCUGGUUGGUGGUUCUCGCUGCUCUGGGAGGUUAGAGAUACUUCAUGAUCAGACGUGGAUGUCAGUGUGUGAUGCUGUCUUUGACCAGCAGGAUGCAGAGGUUGUGUGUAGAGAGCUGGACUGUGGGGCUCCUGUACAGGUGCUGGGAGCAGCUGCUUUUGACAAAGGAGACACUCAGAUGUGGACACAAGAGAUUCAGUGCAGAGGAGAUGAGUCUCAAAUUCACCUCUGUCCAACAUCUCUGUUACACAAAUACAACUGUUCACAUGAUAAUGAUGUUGGAUUGGUGUGUGCAGACCGUGUGAAUGUGAGGUUGGUUGGUGGUCACAGUCGCUGUGCUGGUAGAGUGGAGGUUCUUCACAGAGGUCAGUGGGGAACAGUUUGUGACGCUGGUUGGGAUAUGACUGAAGCUGCAGUGGUGUGUAGAGAGCUGGACUGUGGAGAACCUGUAGAUGCUCUGGGUGAUGCUUAUUUUGGACCAGGAUCAGGAUCAAUCUGGACUAAUCGUAUGAUGUGUACUGGAUCAGAGACUACACUGAAGAACUGUGGAUCAGUUCAAUUCUAUGAUUAUGAUAAGUAUGACUGUAAUCAUGGUACAGAUGCUGGAGUCAUCUGCUCAGGCGUCAGGCUGGUUGGAGGUUCUCGCUGCUCUGGGAGGUUAGAGAUACUUCAUGAUCAGACGUGGAUGUCAGUGUGUGACGCUGUCUUUGACCAGCAGGAUGCAGAGGUUGUGUGUAGAGAGCUGGACUGUGGGGCUCCUGUACAGGUGUUGGGAACAGCUGCUUUUGACAAAGGAGACGCUCAGAUGUGGACACAAGAGAUUCAGUGCAGAGGAAAUGAGUCUCAGAUUCGAAUGUGUCCAGCAUCACAGAAACACAGCUGCUCUCAUGAUGAUCACCAGGUGCUUCAGUGUGCUGAUGUAAUGCAUGUGAGACUGGUAAAUGGUAACAGUCCUUGUGCUGGUAGAGUGGAGGUUUAUCACAGAGGUCAGUGGGGAACAGUGUGUGAUGAUAGCUGGGCUAUGCCUGCUGCUGCAGUGGUGUGUAGAGAGCUGGACUGUGGAGAACCUGUAGAUGCUCAGGGUCGUGCUCAUUUUGGUCAAGGAUCAGGACCAAUCUGGAUGAGUGCUUUAACAUGUUUAGGAUCAGAGUCUACACUGAAGAACUGUGGGUCAGCAGGAUGGAAUAUACCUGUCUGCAGUCAUAAUCGUGAUGCUGGUGUCAUAUGCUCAGGUCAUAAACGCUCCAGACUUGCUGAUGGGUCUAAUCUUUGCUCUGGGAGGUUAGAGAUACUUCAUGAUCAGACGUGGAUGUCAGUGUGUGACGCUGUCUUUGACCAGCAGGAUGCAGAGGUUGUGUGUAGAGAGCUGGACUGUGGGGCUCCUGUACAGGUGCUGGGAGCAGCUGCUUUUGACAAAGGAGACGCUCAGAUGUGGACACAAGAGAUUCAGUGCAGAGGAAAUGAGUCUCAGAUUCACCUCUGUCCAACAUCUCUGCCACACAAAUACAACUGUUCACAUGAUAAUGAUAUUGGAUUGGUGUGUGCAGACCGUGUGAAUGUGAGGUUGGUUGGUGGUCACAGUCGCUGUGCUGGUCGAGUGGAGGUUCUUCACAGAGGUCAGUGGGGAACAGUGUGUGAUUAUGCCUGGGAUUUGGCUGAUGCUGCAGUGGUGUGUAGAGAGCUGGACUGUGGAGAACCUGUAGAUGCUUUGGGUAAAGCACACUUUGGACAAGGAUCAGGACCAAUCUGGAUGCGUCUUGUCAGAUGUGUUGGUUCAGAAUCCGAACUGAAGGACUGUGGAUCAGAAGGAUGGGACCGAAGUUACUGUGAUCAUGCUAAAGAUGCUGGAGUCAUCUGCUCAGAAGUCAGACUGGUUGGUGGUUCUCGCUGCUCUGGGAGGUUAGAGAUACUUCAUGAUCAGACGUGGAUGUCAGUGUGUGACGCUGUCUUUGACCAGCAGGAUGCAGAGGUUGUGUGUAGAGAGCUGGACUGUGGGGCUCCUGUACAGGUGCUGGGAGCAGCUGCUUUUGACAAAGGAGACGCUCAGAUGUGGACACAAGAGAUUCAGUGCAGAGGAGAUGAGUCUCAGAUUCACCUCUGUCCAACAUCUCUGCCACACAAAUACAACUGUUCACAUGAUAAUGAUGUUGGAUUGGUGUGUGCAGACCGUGUGAAUGUGAGGUUGGUUGGUGGUCACAGUCGCUGUGCUGGUAGAGUGGAGGUUCUUCACAGAGGUCAGUGGGGAACAGUGUGUGAUAGGUGCUGGGAUAUGGCUGAUGCUGCAGUGGUGUGUAGAGAGCUGGACUGUGGAGAACCUGUAGAUGCUGUGGGUGAUGCUUAUUUUGGACCAGGAUCAGGACCAAUCUGGAUUAAUCAUUUGAUGUGUACUGGAUCAGAGACUACCCUGAAGAACUGUGGAUCAAUACAAUUGUUAGGUUAUGACUGUAAUCAUGGAACAGAUGCUGGAGUCAUCUGCUCAGGUGUCAGGCUGGUUGAAGGUUCUCGCUGCUCUGGGAGGUUAGAGAUACUUCAUGAUCAGACGUGGAUGUCAGUGGGUGACGCUGUCUUUGACCAGCAGGAUGCAGAGGUUGUGUGUAGAGAGCUGGACUGUGGGGCUCCUGUACAGGUGCUGGGAGCAGCUGCUUUUGACAAAGGAGACACUCAGAUGUGGACACAAGAGAUUCAGUGCAGAGGAGAUGAAUCUCAGAUUCAAAUGUGUCCAGCAUCACAGAAACACAGCUGCUCUCAUGAUGAUCACCAGGCGCUUCAGUGUGCUGAUGUAAUGCAUGUGAGACUGGUAAAUGGUAACAGUCCUUGUGCUGGUAGAGUGGAGGUUCUUCACAGAGGUCAGUGGGGAACAGUGUGUGAUUUUAACUGGGAUAUGCCUGCUGCUGCAGUGGUGUGUAGAGAACUGGACUGUGGAGAACCUGUAGAUGCUCUGGGUCAUGCCUAUUUUGGUCAAGGAUCAGGACCAAUCUGGAUGAGUGCUUUAACAUGUUUAGGAACAGAGUCUACGCUGAAGAACUGUGGGUCAGCAGGAUGGAAUAAACCUGUCUGCACUCAUAAUUAUGAUGCUGGUGUCAUAUGUUCAGGUCAUAAACGCUCCCGACUUGCUGAUGGAUCUAAUCUUUGCUCUGGGAGGUUGGAGAUACUUCAUGAUCAGACGUGGAUGUCAGUGUGUGAUGCUGUCUUUGACCAGCAGGAUGCAGAGGUUGUGUGUAGAGAGCUGGACUGUGGGGCUCCUGUACAGAUGCUGGGAGCAGCUGCUUUUGACAAAGGAGACACUCAGAUGUGGACACAAGAGAUUCAGUGCAGAGGAAAUGAGUCUCAGAUUCACCUCUGUCCAACAUCACCAUCACAUGGAAACAAUUGUUCACAUGACAAUGAUGUUGGACUGGAGUGUACAGAAAUAAUAAAUGUGCGGUUGGUUAAUGGAAACAGUCCCUGCAGUGGGACAGUGGAGGUUCUUCACAGAGGUCAGUGGGGAACAGUGUGUGAUGUUGGCUGGGAUUUGGCUGAUGCUGCAGUGGUGUGUAGAGAGCUGGACUGUGGAGAACCUGUAGAUGCUGUGAGUGAUGCUCAGGUUGGGCUCGGAUCAGGACCAGUCUGGAUGAAUAAUGCAAUGUGUACUGGAUCUGAGUCCACACUGAAGAGGUGUGGAUCUGUCAUAUGGGGUUUUCAAGGUGUGUGUCCGAGCAAGAGUGCAGGAGUCAUCUGUUCAGGUGUCAGGUUGGUUGGGGAAUCUCGCUGCUCUGGGAGGUUAGAGAUACUUCAUGAUCAGACGUGGAUGUCAGUGUGUGACGCUGUCUUUGACCAGCAGGAUGCAGAGGUUGUGUGUAGAGAGCUGGACUGUGGGGCUCCUGUACAGGUGCUGGGAGCAGCUGCUUUUGACAAAGGAGACACUCAGAUGUGGACACAAGAGAUUCAGUGCAGAGGAGAUGAGUCUCAGAUUCACCUCUGUCCAACAUCUCUGCAACACAAAUACAACUGUUCACAUGCUAAUGAUGUUGGAUUGGUGUGUGCAGGCCGUGUGAAUGUAAGGUUGGUUGGUGGUCACAGUCGCUGUGCUGGUAGAGUGGAGGUUUUUCACAGAGGUCAGUGGGGAACAGUGUGUGACGCUGCUUGGGAUAUGACUGAAGCUGCAGUGGUGUGUAGAGAGCUGGACUGUGGAGAACCUGUAGAUGCUGUGGGUGAUGCUUAUUUUGGACCAGGAUCAGGACCAAGCUGGACUAAUCGUAUGAUGUGCACUGGAUCAGAGACUACACUGAAGAACUGUGGAUCAUUUCUGUUGUAUGAAUAUGACUGCAAUCAUGGUACAGAUGCUGGAGUCAUCUGCUCAGAAGUCAGGCUGGUUGGAGGUUCUCGCUGCUCUGGGAGGUUAGAGCUACUUCAUGAUCAGACGUGGAUGUCGGUGUGUGACGCUGUCUUUGACCAGCAGGAUGCAGAGGUUGUGUGUAGAGAGCUGGACUGUGGGGCUCCUGUACAGGUGCUGGGAGCAGCUGCUUUUGACAAAGGAGACACUCAGAUGUGGACACAAGAGAUUCAGUGCAGAGGAGAUGAAUCUCAUAUUUCAUUCUGUUCAGUAUCAUCACUUGAACACAACUGCACCUUUGACAACAUUGUGGGACUGAUCUGCUCUGGUUACACUGAUCUCAGACUGAUUAAUGGCUCAGACUCUUGUUCUGGAAGAGUGGAGCUUCAUUUUCUAAAAGAGUGGGGCACAGUGUGUGAUGCAUGCUGGGAUAUGAGAGCUGCCAGUGUCCUCUGUAGACAGCUGAAUUGUGGGAUUGCUGUGUCUGUUGUGGGAUCAGACUGGUUUGGAGAGGGAAGUGAUGAAAUCUGGGAUGAUGUGUUUGAUUGUGAUGGGAAUGAAACAAAACUCUCAGAAUGUUCCAUCUCUUCAUGGAGUCGAGCUGAAUGUUCUCACAGACGAGAUGUUGGAGUCAUCUGCUCUAAUUCCUCUCUGGCUCUUCAUGAUGGUCUGGUGCGGUUGUCUGGAGAGAGACAGUGUGAGGGGGAGCUGGAAGUUUUCAUCCAUCAGGUCUGGAGGAGAGUUCUGCUGGACUCCUGGAGUCUCACUGAAUCCUCUGUGGUCUGCAGACAGCUGGACUGUGGCUCUGUGCUGAACUUUAAUGGCUCCUCUUCAUCCAGUCCUGAACACAGUCAUGAGUGUGUGACGGGCUUCCAGUGCUCUGGGAGUGAAGCUCAUCUGGGGAACUGCAGCUCUCCACAAACUCUCAACUGCAGCUCCACACAACAGCUGUACAUCACCUGCCUUGGUCGUGGGUCCAUCAGGCUGGUGGGUUCUGGGGGAGACUGUGCAGGGAGGCUGGAGGUUUUUCACAGCGGCUCAUGGGGGACAGUGUGUGAUGACUCCUGGGAUAUUAAAGAUGCCCAUGUGGUGUGCAGACAGCUGCAGUGUGGAGUGGCCCUCAGUAACCAGCAGGUACCAGCCUGGUUUGGUCCUGGUUCUGGACACAUAUGGCUGGAUGAGGUGGAGUGUGAGGGGAAUGAGACGUCCCUGUGGAGCUGCUCUUCUUCAGGCUGGGGAAAACAUGACUGUAAUCACAAGGAGGAUGUAGGAGUCGUGUGCUCAGAGUUUAAAGAGAUCAGGUUAACUGAGGGCUGUGACGGGAAUGUGGAGGUUUUCUACAAUGGAUCCUGGGGUAAUGUGUGCUGGAACCAGAUGGACAGAGACACAGUGAGUCUGAUCUGUCAAGAGCUGAACUGUGGAAGAUCUGGUGUUUUGUCUGCUUCUGCACCAAGAUUGAAAUCAGCUCCUAACUGGCUGGAUAAUUUUAAAUGUCGACCACAUGAUUCCACUUUGUGGCAGUGUCCAUCUUCACUCUGGGGACAGAAUAACUGUGGUGACGAUGAAGUGGCCAAAAUUACUUGCUCAGUGGAGGAGAGUGAUGAGUCUCCUCGGAGUCAUCUGACAUGUUCAGCAUCUCCUCACCAGAGACAGUGUUCAAAUCAUGUUCCUCUCAGACUGAGUGGAGGUAAGGGCCGGUGCUCUGGGAGGCUGGAGGUGUAUCAUAACGCUGUGUGGGGCUCAGUCUGUGAUGAUCAGUGGGACAUCAGUGAUGCUCAGGUGGUCUGCAGGCAGCUGGGUUGUGGAGCAGCACUGAGGGCUGAUGGGAAUUCAGUCUUUGGUGCUGGUGAAGGUGUUGUCUGGAUGAACAGAGUCGAGUGCAGAGGGAAUGAGAUUCACCUGUGGGACUGUUCUCUCUCCCUGAAAAACCACACUGACUGCUCCAACAAAGAGCACGCUGGACUCACCUGUGCAGAUGUGUCAGUGUCCUCUACUCCUGCCACAACAACAUCAGCUUCUCCUCCAGUUUCUCCUCCAGUGCGCUCAACAUCAGUCUCUCCUCCACAAACUCUCUCCGUCCCCCCAGUGCUUGUGAUUGUUCUGGGAGUUGUGCUCUUACUGCUCUUAGUGCCACUGCUUAUACUGAUUCAGCAGAACAGAGUGAUGAGGAGAGCUCUCUCUAAGAGCAGACACAGGAUGAAAACUGAGACCGUUUAUGAGGAGAUUCAGCGCAGACACAAUCACUUCACUCAGAGGGGGAGUCUCAUCUCUGAAGAACUGCAUUCUGGGUAUGAAGAUGCUGAUGAGCUUUUCCCAGAUCUUCAUGUAUGUGUAGUGGACUCACCGGAGCAUUAUGAUGAUGUCAUAAUUAUUGGACAGAACUUUAAAUGUGUAACAGUCUUAGACAGUCUUGAGGAGAAAGAGAUCAGUGACACAAGCUGUGUUACACAUUACAAUGUGAGGUUUUAUUUCACGUGUGUAUCAGAGGGAGAUCAGGAGGAGUGUGAUGAUGAUGAUGAUGUGAAGAGCAGGCGGUUCAGGGGGCUGACAGGAGCCAGUUUCUUCAGUGUGUUUGAGGAGCAGACGAGAAACUUGUGCUGUACAUACUCAGAGUCAAGAGACAGUGUGAGUGUGAGGUUGGUGAAUGGUAAUAAUCCCUGUGCUGGUCGAGUGGAGGUUUAUAAUGAUGGUCAGUGGGGAACAGUGUGUCAUUAUUGGUGGGAUAUUGCUGAUGCUGCAGUGGUGUGUAGAGAGCUGGACUGUGGGACAGCUGGAAAACCAAUAUAUAAUGCUCACUUUGGACAAGGAUCAGGACCAAUUUCAAUAGGUUAUGUAUAUUGUAGUGGAUCAGAGACUGCACUGAAAGACUGCAGGUCCAACAGCCAGUAUACACAGAAGUACUGUAAACAUGGUCACGAUGCUGGUGUCAUCUGUUCAGACUCAGAGCAAAGACUUCGACUUUUGGACGGAUUUCACCUGUGCUCUGGGAGAGUGGAGAUGUUUCGUACAGAAGGAUGGGGUUCAGUGUGUGACGCUGUCUUUGACCAGCAGGAUGCUGAGGUUGUGUGUAGAGAGCUGAACUGUGGGGCUCCUGUACAGGUGCUGGGAGCAGCUGCUUUUGGUAAAGGAAAAGGCCGUGUUUGGUCAGAGGAGAUUCAGUGCAGAGGAAAUGAAUCUCAGAUAGACGUCUGUUCACGAUCAUCUUCACAGAAACACAACUGUUCUCAUGACAAUGAUGUGGGAGUGAUCUGUUCUGGUUACACAGAUCUCAGACUGAUAGACGGUUCAGGCUCUUGUUCUGGGAGAGUGGAGCUUCAGUAUCUUGGUAAAUGGGGCACAGUGUGUGAUGCAUGCUGGGAUAUGAGAGCUGCCAGUGUCCUCUGUAGACAGCUGAAUUGUGGGAUUGCUGUGUCUGUUGUGGGAUCAGACUGGUUUGGAGAGGGAGUUAAUGAAAUCUGGGCUGAUGUGUUUGAUUGUGACGGGAAUGAAACAAAACUCUCAGAAUGUUCCAUCUCUUCAUGGAGUCGAGCUGAAUGUUCUCACAGACGAGAUGUUGGAGUCAUCUGCUCUGCAGGUCGCAGGUCCCUCAGACUGGUGGGUUCUGGGGGAGACUGUGCAGGGAGGCUGGAGGUUUUUCACAAUGGCUCAUGGGGGACAGUGUGUGAUGACUCCUGGGAUAUUAAAGAUGCCCAUGUGGUGUGCAGACAGCUGCAGUGUGGAGUGGCCCUCAGUAACCAGCAGGUACCAGCCUGGUUUGGUCCUGGUUCUGGACACAUAUGGCUGGAUGAGGUGGAGUGUGAGGGGAAUGAGACGUCCCUGUGGAGCUGCUCUUCUUCAGGCUGGGGAAAACAUGACUGUCAACACAAGGAGGAUGUAGGAGUAGUGUGCUCAGAGUUUAAAGAGAUCAGGUUAACUGAGGGCUGUGAAGGAAAUCUGGAGGUUUUCUACAAUGGAUCCUGGGGUAAUGUGUGCUGGAACCAGAUGGACAGAGACACAGUGAGUCUGAUCUGUCAAGAGCUGAACUGUGGAAGAUCUGGUGAUUUGUCUGCUUCUACAGCAAAAGUGAAAUCAGCUCCUAACUGGCUGGAUAAAGUUACAUGUCGACCACAUGACUCAAAUCUGUGGCAGUGUCCUUCUUCACCCUGGGGACAAAAUAACUGUAAUAAUAAGGAUGAAGUGGCCAAAAUCACCUGCUCAAAGGAGGAGAAUCAUGAGUCUUCUCGGAGUCGUUUGUCUUGUUUUAUCUCACCAUCUCCUCAACAAAAACAGUGUUCAAAGAAUAUUCCUCUCAGACUGAAUGGAGGGGAGGGCCGGUGCUCUGGGAGGCUGGAGGUGUAUCAUAACGCUGUGUGGGGCUCAGUCUGUGAUGAUCAGUGGGACAUCAACGAUGCUCAGGUGGUCUGCAGGCAGCUGGGUUGUGGAGAAGCACUGCUUUCUGAUGGGAAUUCAACCUUUGGUGCUGGUGAAGGUGUUGUGUGGAUGAACAAAGGUCAAUGUAGAGGGAAUGAGAUUCACCUGUGGGACUGUCCUCUCUCCUUGAAUAACCACACUGACUGCGCCCACAAGAAACAUGUUAGACUCAACUGUACAGAUUUGUCAGUGUCAACUACUCCUGCAAUAACAACUUCAGCUUCUCCUCCAGUGCGCUCAACAUCAGUCAGUCCUCCAGCAGUGUGUCUCUCCCCCCGCCCAGUGCUUGUGAUUGUUCUGGGAGUUGUGCUCUUACUGCUCUUAGUGCCACUGCUUAUACUGAUUCAGCAGAACAGAGUGAUGAGGAUAGCUCUCUCUAAGAGGAGACACAGGACGACGACUGCGGCUGCUUAUGAAGAGAUUCAUUUAAGACACAAUCACUUCACUCAGAGGGGGAGUCUGAUCUCUGAAGAACUUCAUUCUGGGUAUCAAAAUGAUGAUGAGCUUCUCUCAGCAAAAGAGUUCAAGACUGCAUAUUAUGAUGAUGUCACCAACGGCAACGGUGUCCUAAAAGAAGAGAUGGUGAAGGAAAUCACAUUGGGAUACUAUGAUGAUGUCAUCACUGAUGGACUGAAACCAGAUCGUGAGACAGUGAAUGCACCAGAGGUUUCUGAUGAUGUUGUCAUAAAUAGACAGAGCUGUCAAGAGGUAACAGAGAGAGUUCAGGAGAAGUGUGAUGUCAUGAGUGUCAGUGAAGAUGUGAGAAACUUGUUGGAUUAUGAUGAUGAGGAAGAGUCCAACAAAGAAGCCAUUCAACAAAUCUGAACAAAGUUUGAGUGACACAUUAUUGAUUUGUCAAAUCUCAGGUUUUUAUAUGAUUUUGCAUUUGUGAGAUGUUUUUGUAUUGUUUUUUUUGGCCUUGUUAAUAUUAAUAAAAACAUUUA